ACAACACAACGCGUUCACAAAUCACAUCACUAGUGAGUGCCUGACGAGGACGUGCUAGACGAGGUCGGCAAUAUUUCGGGCGGAUCUUGGCAUUUUAAAGUUUGUUUUCAUCUGCUUUCAUUAGCAAAAUGAUAUUUAUUGUAGAUUACUGUAAACUUACGCUUUCUCAGGUUAUUGAGUACUUGAAUUAAACAAAACUUAAGAGGGUGUCAAUAUUGACAAGCAGGUCAAAAUGUCUAAGCGUACAGCGGACGACGGCGGCAAUGGCAGCAGCCAGCCUCCGAUCAAGAAAGUUCACUUUGAACCCCAUCUUAUUGGCCCUGUGUCCACUUUGGAGGAAAUGGACAUUAAAGUUCUUCAAUUCCAGAAUAAAAAGUUGGCUCAGAGGAUAGAACAGCGCCACAGAUGUGAAGCCGAGCUCCGUGCCCGGAUAGAGCAGCUGGAGAAGCGACAGACGCAGGAUGAUGCAGUGCUGUGCGUUGUCAACCGUUACUGGAAUCUACUCAAUGAGGAUAUCAGAGUACUCCUGCAACGGUUUGAUGCGGAGACUGCUGAUGAGUCUGAAAACAAAAAUGAAAACGAGGCGACAACCUCGUUCUUGAUGCAGCUGUCUACAUGGGACAAGGAAGAAUUAGAUGCUCAGCUCGCGAACCGCGUGCAAGUGAGUAAGCGAGCGGUUGCCAAGGUCCUGCAGGCUUUCGACCGCCUGCAGCAGAGAAAUGACAAGAUCUGGCGAGCCAUCAAGGGAGAUAGCGAGGAGUGUGCUCCUGCCCCAAUGUUGGACGAAGUGAUCCGCGCCACCAACGAGGAAGUGACGGUAGAGAACAGACGUCUGCAGGCGUUAUGCACCACCUUACAUGAGAGCCACCACGCCAUGACCCUGAGGGUGGCUCAGCUACAAGAUGCUGUCAAUAGCAGGGACACAGAGAACGCUGAGCUCAAGAACCAGAUUGAUGACCUUCAGUACGAACUGAUGAAGGUGCGAUCCCGCAACGACAAACUAGAGAACCACCUAGCGGAAGCCAUCGAGAAGUUGAAGAGCUACCAUCAGUCGGGCACGGCGGCGGCGCCGGGCGGGGCCGCAGCCCCCGUGGCGCCGGCCGCGGCCGCCAAGCUGGAGGACGUGGCGGCCGACCUGGAGGAGCAGCGCGAGCUCGCCACCAACCGCCUCGCCGAGCUCGACCGACUGCAUCGACAGCACCGCGACGCGCUCAAGGAAGUCGAGAAGCUGAAGAUGGAUAUACGGCAACUACCUGAAUCAGUGAUAGUAGAGACGACGGAGUACAAGUGCCUGCAGAGCCAGUUCUCGGUGCUGUACAACGAGUCCAUGCAGAUGAAGACGGCGCUGGACGAGACGCGGCUGCAGCUGCAGAACGCCAAGAACUUGCACAUGAGGCAGAUUGAAAUGAUGGAGAGCGAAGAAUUAUCAAGACAGAAAACACUGAGAGCUGAGAUGAUACAACUAGAAGACGUGCUCGGCCAACUAAGGAAAGAGUACGAAAUGUUACGCAUAGAGUUUGAACAGAACUUAGCUGCGAACGAACAGACGGGACCAAUCAACAGAGAGAUGAGACAUCUUAUCACGUCGCUGCAGAAUCAUAACCAACAGCUGAAGGGAGAGGUGCAUCGGUACAAGAGGAAGUAUAAGGAUACUAGUCAGGAGCUUAAUAAGGUGCGUAAGGAGUUGGAAGAGGCGGGAGCGCGUGUGUCGCUGGGCGGCGCGGAGGCGGCCGACGAGAAGCCACACGCGCUUAAAAAGGAAGAACCCGAUCCGGAGGGCGAGGAGGCAGGUGAGACGAAGCCGGCGGCCAGCAAGGAGCACAGCCGCGCCAAGCUGCAGGAGCAGGACCUCAUCAUCAAGGACCUCAAGCAGCAGCUCAAGAAGGCAGUGAACGAGCAGAAGGAACUGAAGCUUCUCCUGGACAUGUAUAAGGGCGUCAGCAAGGAACAGCGCGACAAGGUGCAGCUGAUGGCCGCCGAGAGGAAGGCAAGGCAGGAACUUGAGGACCAUAGGCAAAAGGCUAAGAUGGCACAGGAAAGCAAACGCGAGCGGCGGCUGGCGGACGAGGAUGCUCUCCGCAAGAUCAAGCAGCUAGAAGAACAGAAGUAUGAGCUGCAGAAGCAGUUGUCCUGCGCCCGACCCAACGCAGACCCGCUACAUGCCUUCUCCAGGCCCUUCGCUGGCUCACCGUAUUUCUCCAACGCACAGGAGGAGGAAGCUUUGCUCAACGAGAUGGAGGUGACCGGGCAGGCGUUUGAAGACAUGCAGGAGCAGAACUCGAGGCUGAUACAGCAGCUUAGAGAGAAAGAUGAUGCUAACUUCAAGCUUAUGUCCGAGAGGAUUAAGGCUAACUCUCUGCAUAAGUUGUUGAGGGAAGAAAAGCAGUUGUUGCAGGAACAGGUGGUAACCCGCGACCAACAAAUCGAGUCAAUGGGCGCGGUAGCUCGACGCCUAGAAGAGAAAGAGAGGCUGCUACAAGCCACUCUUUCCGCCGUCGAGAAGGAACUGCUACUGCGACAGCAGGCUAUGGAGAUGCACAAGCGAAAGGCCAUCGAGUCUGCGCAGUCCGCUGCUGAUCUCAAGCUGCAUCUAGAGAAAUAUCACGCGCAGAUGAAGGAGGCGCAGCAGGUGGUGGCGGAGAAGACAAGCGCGCUAGAAGCAGAAGCGUAUAAAACAAAAAGACUACACGAGGAGUUAGCGAUCCUGCGUCGCAAGGCGGAGCGUAUGAAGAAGAUGGAGCAAGCCGGCAGCAGCAUGGACGAGGUGCUGCUCGAGGAGAUACGCGAGUACAAGGAGACGCUCACAUGCCCGUCCUGCAAGGUGAAACGCAAAGACGCGGUACUUACGAAGUGCUUCCACGUGUUCUGCUGGGACUGCCUCCGCACUCGCUACGAGACGCGACAGCGCAAGUGUCCCAAGUGCAACGCGGCCUUCGGCGCCAACGACUACCACCGCCUCUACCUCUCCACGUAGGCACUCAGUAGGCACCUCACUAGUAUGUCAUCAUCUGCCCAGCCUUGCGUCGCCUUCCAGUCUAACCGGAUGCAGCAAAGUGCCAGGGUUUUACAUGGAGCAACAUGGAGCAGCCUAUCUGACCUCCGCAACCUGGGUUAUCAUAACUGUCGGUAAGACUGGUUGUUAGACUUCGUGGCUCCUGACUAUCCGACUGUCUACGAUGUACUAUUGAAUGCCGGGACCACCAUUUAACGCGUGUUAGACACGGGGAAACUCGUUAUGACAUAGAUGGUCACCCAUCCUCGGACCGACCGCGCCAAGCGUUGAACCUUUGAUCGGUCGAACCGUGCGUUACUUAGCCACGAGGUCCCGAGACACUUCGCUAGUACAUCCUUAUUUAUAUUCCUCUCAUCACAAGGCCCUGUGUGACAGGCCUCCACCUAAAUAAACGUGCAAUUGUACCUAGCCAAAGGAAAUCGGUGAAUCGGAUGAAUUGUACACUCCUUAUGGAGUGCUAAGUAGUUCAAAAUAAACCUUUGUAAGAAUUAGCUUGCGGGUUAGACCAAGCAGUGGAUCAGUCAUUUUUUGACUUAGUAAAUUGUUUAUUUUUUCUCUUAAUUCGAGAUCUCUGUAACUUAUAAAGCUAACGGAUUUGAAUCUAACACUUGCUACACUUUGCGUUUGUAUUUCAAGUGGAGUUACAUUACAAACUGACUUACUGUUAUUGACAUUUAUUUAAUAGAUAGCAGUAUCGUGAAUACAGUGUUAAUUAUGUAUAUUAUAUCAAGUGAUAGUGUACAGUAUAUUUAUAUUAUAAAAAUAGAUGUUGAUUGGGUAUCCUAUCUAUUUAUAUUUUGAAUUGGGUAUAGUGAACCAUGGCGAUGUAAUAUGAAACGCAUGUUAGAUCGAAGUGUGUUUUGAGCAUCUAUAUGGAUGUCUUAAGUAAAGGGAGAUAGUAAACGUUGAUGAAUGAUCUCAGGACUACCUCCGGUGUUAGCAAAGUUUGGCAAGUAUUAGAGGGAGCAGUAUUGAACAAAGUGAAUGUUCACAUUGAACAUGUUGGGUUGUGAGUUGUACAGUAAGCAUGGAAACUGUAAACUGGUCAUAGAUAUAAUGGACAAGGAUAGUGAAGACACACUUUGACAUUUCCAUAGACUUCCAAUUAUUUAGAAUUUACGACAACUCUUUGUUAAUAUUUUACUGUCAGUAAUAACUGAUAAGUGAAUCUCUGUCUACAGUAUUGUUAAAGAUGUAUUCGGUCUUCUACUAUGACAGGCAUGUCCGUUAUGUUUAUGAUCACUUUUAUCUGAACAGCCUGUAUGUUGUAUAUAGUGAACUCUUCAGAUCAGGCGCGUUGUGUGUUUGACACUAUACUGAAAAUUGUAUCUCACAAAGCUCAGUGCUCAUUAAAAUGAAACAAUGAACUAGACCGCGUCUGAUUUCAGGAGUUCCGUUCAAACCUACAAAAGUUCAAACGUGCACUGUUAAAAAUGACGAAAAACUUACGAGUGUAAUAAGACAUGAGCGUGUAGAGAAAGACAGCUGUUUUGUAGUUAUAUGUCAGAGCCCCGCAGACAGUUGCCCCUUUAAAUGAAAAUAAUUAUGACGGACUACGUAGACGCAGGCCCACCAAACGAUGAAAUAUCGUAUCUUAAUGUGUUCGUCAAGAGUUAGACUUCUAUGAUUCAGUUCUUUAAUAUUAAAAUGUAAUGUCUGCGGAAGCCUGGCAGUCUAUAGUCAAAUAUAUUAUUGUAUCUUAAAAAUAUAAUAUUUUGUCUUUAUUUAUCUGUGACUCACAUGCAACUUCCGACUCAUAAGUUAACAAAACUUGAUAGCAAUGUAAUGGUUAAAGUAUGAUACGAUGACGAAGCUUUGAAAAGAUUUAUAAUAUGAAAACUUCAAAUGCACGUCAAUUAAAUGUUACACGUUCAUUCCUUGUCUAUACAUGUUAUUUUUGUAUUAAAAUAGCUUUCCAUGUUGAAUAUGAAUUACAUUGCGUAAUGUAUCUUAAGAAUUUAAAUUGCAUUUCGCGCUCUUAUGUAUAUUGGAUACAUAAUUAUAUUGAUGUUGUAUAUUAAGGAUAAUAUCAUGAAAUCGAACAAGUGGAUAUAGUUUAUAUAUCUAUAUUUAGUAAUAAAUAAUUAUACUUAUUGUUAAACAAAUCCUUGAGGUUAGUGUGAAUGUGGUGAUAGUGCGAGAUGACUUAUUUGUACUGUAGUUAGGAAAAUAGAAUUUAGCUUACAGCCCACUGACUGAUAUAUUUGUAUAUUUUAAGUUAAACAUUUUGAUCGGGCUUGAGCUCAGCUUUACUAAGCCGUUGUCUAUACAAAAGCCAAAUAGUCAGCUUGAUACUUGAUUUUUGUCAAAUGAACUAAUCAAUCAAUCAAAAUUCUGUUAGAAUAAUUUCGACUAAGGAGGUUUUUGUUUAGAAAAAUAACAUUUUCAUUAAGGUAACUAGAAAAUAAAUAAUCUUAUUAAAAUAUCUUUUACACAUGCGUGGAAAUAAACGAUAAAUGUAAUGGGUUAAUUAUAAAAAAAUAUUAAUUUACUGUUUUAAAGUUAUUGCAGGGGAACAAUUUAUUUGACAGUAUUUAAUGAAUUUUGAAAUAGAAAAUCGCUGUAUCUGUGUUAGUGUUAAGUUUCUACGACUAUGCAAUAAUUACCGAAGUCUCAUUUCUAUUCAUUCUAUUUCCGUGCGAUUUUCUGUUAUCCUGUUUGUGCCUAUAAUUAGAGGCGUCUCUGUUAAAGUGUUAGAACACUCAAUUCUUGUUAAAUGAAUGAAAACUAUUUUUCCCACUGACGGCUACAGCUGAAUAUUGAAACUGUAAUAAUUUCACGUACAUCCGACUGAUCAAUGUUAUUGUGCGCCUAGCAGUUCAUUAAUCUAUUACUGUCCUUACUGCCGUCUGUAUAUUUUGAAUUAUUUCCGAAAUCACGGUUUUUUUACAAUGUAAAAUAAUUUGUAUAUCAGAAAAUUACUUGUACUUUUACUCUAAUUUUGAAAAUCAGGUAGAUACAAAGUUACUGGCAGAACUCAUUGUAAAGAUGCCUGUAAAACAUAUUUAAUUAUUUAAUGUUCAGUGGAAACUGUAUAACUAUUUAAAUGUAACGUUAAUGGACUACGUCGAAUAAAUGUCUCAACAAAUAA
Messenger RNA from Helicoverpa armigera (cotton bollworm), 6104 nucleotides. It is a transcript of the gene Bre1, whose product is annotated as Bre1. Bases 233 to 2974 code for a protein of 913 amino acids. NCBI's taxonomy places the organism in Eukaryota, Metazoa, Arthropoda, Insecta, Lepidoptera, Noctuidae. The transcript is spliced from 17 exons. The record is from RefSeq and is a predicted model, not a curated record. Gene Ontology annotation, cellular component: HULC complex; nucleus. Gene Ontology annotation, molecular function: metal ion binding; ubiquitin protein ligase activity.